AUGGUGGGUCUGAAGCCCCCCGAGGUGCCCCCCACAGCUGCCAUGAAGUUCGUCAGCGCCGGGAUGGCCGGCUGCAUCGCCGACGUCUGCACCUUCCCCCUGGACACCGCCAAAGUGCGGCUGCAGAUCCAAGGCGAGGUGCGGAUCCCUCGGAGCACCGGCACCGUGGAGUACCGGGGUGUUUUGGGGACGCUGAGCACCAUGGUGAGGACGGAGGGACCCCGCAGCCUCUACAGCGGGCUGGCGGCUGGGCUGCAGCGGCAGAUGAGCUUCGCCUCCAUCCGCAUCGGCCUGUACGACUCGGUGAAGCAGCUCUACACCCCCAAGGGUGCCGAGAGCACAGGGCUGGCGGCGCGGGUGCUGGCGGGCUGCACCACGGGGGCGGUGGCGGUGACGUGCGCCCAGCCCACCGACGUGGUCAAGGUUCGGUUCCAGGCCAACGGGGCGCUGCCGGAUGGCGUCCGCCGGUACAACGGCACCGUGGAUGCCUACCGCACCAUCGCCAGGGAGGAGGGCGUCCGCGGGCUCUGGAGAGGGACGCUGCCCAACAUCGCCCGCAACGCCAUCAUCAACUGCGGGGAGCUCGUCACCUACGACCUCAUUAAGGACGCGCUGCUGCGGGCGCAGCUGAUGACAGACAACCUCCCCUGCCACUUCGUGGCCGCUUUCGGAGCCGGCUUCUGUGCCACGGUGGUGGCGUCGCCGGUGGACGUGGUGAAGACGCGGUACAUGAACUCCAGCCCCGGGCAGUACCGGAACGUGCUCAGCUGCCUCCUCGCCCUGCUCAUGCAGGACGGCCUCGCCGGCUUCUACAAGGGGUUCGUCCCCUCCUUCCUGCGGCUCGGCUCCUGGAACAUAGUGAUGUUCGUCUCCUACGAGCAGCUGCAGCGCGCCGCGACGCUGGCCUGGCCGGCCCAUUCCUGA
Gymnogyps californianus (California condor) is the source of this 924-nucleotide messenger RNA. Its product is annotated as mitochondrial uncoupling protein 3-like. The transcript is spliced from 6 exons. The record is from RefSeq and is a predicted model, not a curated record. Lineage: Eukaryota; Metazoa; Chordata; Aves; Accipitriformes; Cathartidae. Gene Ontology annotation, cellular component: mitochondrial membrane. The coding region runs from base 1 to 924 and encodes 307 amino acids. Gene Ontology annotation, biological process: response to cold; adaptive thermogenesis; mitochondrial transport. Gene Ontology annotation, molecular function: oxidative phosphorylation uncoupler activity.